AUGGACACGAAUUGGACGCCAGCGACGCCCGCGCGCGCGCGUGCGGACGCACGAAUCGCGUCGGAUAAGGUGCUGUCGACAAAGGCGUUCGAGGACGCGCGGGUGAAGGAUCACCGCGACGUGGAGCGGGAACGCGGGGUGUACCUGCCGCCGAGCGCGGAAGAGGCGGCGACGCACGCGGACAGCGCGCAGCCGAGACUGCUGAGCGAGGAUGGGAAAUUGGAAAAACUUAAAUAUUUUGACUCCGAAGUAGACUUGGGAUUGGAGUUCGGGGCGGGGGUAUCGGGAUACUUUUUCGUGCUGCGGGCGUUCGCGUGCUUGUUCUUCGCGGCGUUCGCGUUGAAUUUGCCCGCGAUGUUCAUUAAUUACACGAGCACGUAUUACGCGUCGCAUUACGAAGCGGAGCCUGAAACCGCGACAGCGCCGACGGCGGACGCGCUCAGUGGACGCCCGACGACGUCGUUUCACUCGUGGUUCGUCGAUUGGCACUGGGCGAAUCCGAUGAGCGCGAGCUUGGGGACCGUGGCGCCUGACGAUGUGCCGCAACGAGCGUGGGUGCUCGCGGGGACAACGAGUGGGGUGCUGCGGUGGAGCUCCAGUAAGAUAGAUUUCAUUCGAUUUUCGGUGGUGAUGGAUGUCGUGGUGUCCUUGAUAAUUAUAUUGAGCGUUCCAGUGAUUAUGCUUGUGUUGAUGCGUACGGAGCGACGGGUCGAGAGAGGGACGGCGACGUUGAAGGAUUACACGGUAUUAGUUACAGGAUUACCAAGCGAUGCGACCGAUGAAGAAGUGCGAUGCUUUUUCGCGCUCAGGUUUGGGACGGUAGCCGACGUCGUGCUCGUAAAGACGGAGUGUAUGCAAAUCAACGCGCAGCGACGGCGUCGGCGCUUGUUGGAGGAUUACGACGAAGCCGAAGCUGCGCUCAUCGCCGCAGGUAAUCGCGGAGGUGACGGCACGAAGACGGCUAUAGAAAACGAGAUAUUGGCUGUGGAUAGGAAAUUGAAGCGCAGAAGAGCGCGAACGCGGGCGAAACAGUGUAGUGCUUUCAUCACGUUUGAAACCGAAGGCUCAAAGAUUGAUUGUAUAUUGCGCAACACGCGCAGUAUAAUGUCGUACAUCUUUGCGUUUCCUAGGAAAGAGCGUUUCCGAGGAAAGCGGAAGUACAGAGUGCGAGAUGCUCCCGAACCUGAGGACGUACGAUUCGAGAAUCUGAAUCUCUCGAAUCGCUCAUGGCGUCGACUCGUCGUGCUAUUCUCGUGCUCGGCCGUCGUGCUCUUGUGUUACGGCUUUUUGAAGAUGCUCGUGGAUGACAAGGAGAAGCUGUGGGAGAACGCAGACAUGAUGGUCACUACGCUUGCGGACGAUGUUGGCAUUGUCGUCGCCCACGGUAAUCCGGUUGAGCAAUUCGAGACGCAUAAGAAUCAGUUCAGGACAGCAUGCAGAGCUCGCUUGGACCAAUGCGGCGUGGCUUUUUCCAAGGACAAAACGUACGUUGGCAUGCCUUGGGGGGCGCCAAUUUACGCUUUCUACGACUACCCCAACGCCACACUCUUAGAUCGUCGUUACGCUCAGCAGGAUGCGGUUCGUGAUUUGACGAAUUGCGCCCAAGACACCAACCGUUGUCCGGGAGGUCCGACGAUGCAAAACUGUCACGCGUGCUACUGCGCCAGUCUGAAGUACGGCUUAACUUCGGAGGUUGUUCGGGCAUACAACAAAGCCAUUCGCCACUCGUGCGCGAAAUACGUGAACCUCGGUCCAGGAGAGUAUUACAACUGGUUGUGGGUGUCGUUUUGCAUUACGCUCAUGAACGUCCUCCUCGAAUGGAUUGUGCCCCUCCUCGUCGCCGCAGAACGUUUGCGCACGCGCAGUGCCACGAAGGUGCUCAAGACGAAAAUAAUCUUCUGGGUGCGAUAUUUGAACGUCGCGGUUAUUUAUGGCUUGCUCAACGCCAAUUUCUAUCACAUUGGCAGGUAUUUCCCGCUCAUCAAGCAAAUGUUUGGGCUCAAAGGCGAGUACGCAGAUUUCACGAGCGAAUGGUUCAACGACGUCGGCUUGGUGUUGUUUUUCGCAAUCAUGAUGAGCGUGACGAUACGUAUUUUGGCUCGAGUACUUGUAGACAUCAUCACGCAUGUCGGUCGAAAAUUCUCCGUGGCGUACUGUCACACGCAAGCAAAGCUGAACAAGGCGUUUGAAGGGCCAUCGUUUGACACCGGCGCCAAGUGCGGCGACGUUUGCUUUACGAUUAUGGCGGCGAUGACCUUUUCGAGCGGUAUGCCGCUGAUAUACUUGGUUUUGUCGAUGUACUUCGUGUUGGUGUACCUGUACGAUUACCGCCUCCUGUUGAAAGUGUGCAAGUUGCCCGAAAGAUCGAAGAGCACGCUUCCCAUGACGGCGGCGAAGGUGCUUUUCAUCUCAGUCUCGAUUCACGCUCUCAUCGGUCUUUGGAUGUUCUCGUACCACUGGACACCUGAUUUGGCGAAACCGACGAAAGACUUUGAACAUUCGAGUAAGAACAAUGCUCCUCCGCUUGCGUAUGAGAUUGGGGGUGAAAUAUUAAACCCGCCGCACGACAACGGCGCGCUCACGGCCAUCGUGCAAAGCACCGGCGUCGCGACGACGUACUUUCAUCAGUAUCGCGACGCGACAGUCGGGGCGUUGUCGGCGGGAGAUUUCGUCGCUCCACCGCCACGCGUACAGCUGCGUUUCGCAGAACGACCGUUCAGCGAAGCGGGGAUGCCGUUCAUGGGUAUGUUCUUCGCCCUUUUGGGCGUCAUGGGUUUGUGGCAAAUCGCAGUCGCGUGGCAUAACUGGGGCAAGUCGCGUCGAGACAUCGCGCGCUCGUGGAAAAACUUACCUCAGUAUCACGAAGCCAUCAUGACCGGGUUAAUCGUCGGUUCGGAGACGUACCGUCCCGAAUAUCAGCCCGAUUACGCGUUCUUGUUCGACAAGAGCACUGUCGCGGCGGCCAAAAUGAAACUAGGCUCGUACGCGGGAGGCCCCGUGCGCGGCGACUCGGUGAACUCGCGAGACGCGUGGUCGCUCGGACAAGGCGACGACGAUGAUAUCGCGGAGCUGAUUCAUCAUCGUUAUGAUAACGAACGCGAGUACGACGGUGGCGCGCCUUGGGUGCGUAAGACCGGUUCAAAGAUAUACGGCGGCGACGCCGCGACCGCGAAGCGAGGCUCUCGCGGCACGCGCCAGCGCGACGGCGGACAUUACGGCGUACCAGUGGUCGAUGUUCGCGCUUUGGGGGUUGGAAGCGACUACAAUCACGUCGAAAACAACGCGUUCGGGCACUCCGACGCGUUCGUCGCGGAUGAUCAUGAGUGGGACUCCGCCUCCGACGCCGACACGCUCGACGACGACGCGUCGACGCAGCGAAGUCAAUCCUUUAGCGAUUACGAGAACGAUGAUCAACGAUUCGACGGCGCCAGGCGACCGGCAUGGCUCGACUAGGACGAAACGUACA
Molecule: messenger RNA, 3466 nt
Organism: Ostreococcus lucimarinus CCE9901
Lineage: Eukaryota; Viridiplantae; Chlorophyta; Mamiellophyceae; Mamiellales; Bathycoccaceae
Exons: 1
Coding region: 1-3453 (1150 amino acids)
Cellular component (GO): plasma membrane
Molecular function (GO): calcium-activated cation channel activity; RNA binding
Source: RefSeq, a predicted model, not a curated record